CAUUGUAGCCUAUUGUUGACUCCAUAGCCUCUCAUACUGCUUUCUGUGUCUUUUUGUUCAGAUGCAUUAGUUUUGUUUUCAUACAAUAAUACACUAGAACACCGGACUUAAACGUCUGCCAAAAACUACAGCUUCCCUGUUCACAUCAAAUUCCCAUCAUCCCUGCAAAUUGAAAGAGAAAGCGAAAGAUUAACACCGGGAAGUUGAUGAAGCGCUGUCUCAUUGCUAAGCCUUAACUCAUUGUCGUGUUUUCUAGCAGCCAAAGGCACAGAGGCGGAUGACUUUUACACUUAUCUGAUAUGACAAGUUCUAAAGCUUUCUUCUAGAAAUAAGGAUAGCCUAUUUAUUGCGCUGACAUGUCUCGGGGUUCGAAUGCUGGCUUCGACCGUCACAUUACAAUAUUCUCUCCAGAGGGCCGUCUUUAUCAAGUCGAAUAUGCCUUCAAAGCCAUCGCACAAAGUGGCCUGACGUCGGUGGGCAUCCGGGGUAGAGAUUGUGCCGUUGUUGUUGCGCAGAAGAAAGUGCCGGAUAAGCUGCUGGAUCCAGCUACAGUGACCAGCUUGUUCCCUCUCACGCCGCGUAUUGGAUGUGCAAUGACUGGACACUAUGCGGACAGCCGUUCCCAGGUGCACCGGGCUCGAGUGGAGGCUGCCGAGUGGAAGUACAAGUUUGGCUACGACAUCACGGCAGACAUGUUGUGUCGACGCCUGGCGGACAUCUCCCAAGUUUACACGCAGAACGCAGAGAUGAGGCCGCUGGGAUGCUGUAUGAUCCUGGUGGCCAUGGACCCCCAGAAGGGCCCCAUGCUGUUCAAGUGUGACCCGGCCGGCUACUUCUGUGGCUUCAGGGCCACGGGGGUAGGGGCCAAGGGGCAGGAGGCUAACAGCUACCUGGAGAAGAAACUCAAGAAGAGGCCCGAGCUCACAUACGAACGGGCUGUGGAGAUGGGCAUUUCCUGUCUGUCCUCCAUCCUCUCCAUGGACUUCAAGCCUACAGAGUUAGAAGUAGGCGUGGUUACUACAGAGAACCCCAAGUUCAGAACGCUGAGUGAGGCAGAGAUUGAUGUUCACCUGGUGGCCAUUGCAGAGAGGGAGUGAGUUCGCUGCUGACCACACACACGACACUAGGACCAAUCAACAACACAGGCAGCGCUGGAGACAUGCUGGAGGACAAGCGCGCACGCGCACACACACACGCACGCACGCACGCAUGCACACACACACAGACACACGCACACACAAAAACACACACACACACACACAGGCAGUUUUUUUCAAAGCAACUUAAAAAGAGAUACACACACAUAGUUUUUAGUUUUUGGAUAGUUUUUGGAUUUUUGUACAACUGAUGAUCAUCUAUGACCAGCAAAUGUCCUGUCGGCCCCAGGUUAGCAUCGCAAUUUCAUCAACAUCAAUAUAGUGAUUUUUAAUAAAAAGAGAUUAUUACAGGUUAUUUUGUCAACCAUGAAUAUUCCUUGUGUAUG
Messenger RNA from Engraulis encrasicolus (European anchovy), 1483 nucleotides. RefSeq names its product proteasome 20S subunit alpha 6, like (gene psma6l). Gene Ontology annotation, cellular component: proteasome core complex, alpha-subunit complex; nucleus; proteasome core complex. Bases 357 to 1097 code for a protein of 246 amino acids. NCBI's taxonomy places the organism in Eukaryota, Metazoa, Chordata, Actinopteri, Clupeiformes, Engraulidae. Gene Ontology annotation, biological process: proteasomal protein catabolic process; ubiquitin-dependent protein catabolic process. The transcript has 7 exons. The record is from RefSeq and is a predicted model, not a curated record.